Messenger RNA from Oppia nitens, 1701 nucleotides. RefSeq names its product acetylcholinesterase 1-like. The coding region runs from base 1 to 1701 and encodes 566 amino acids. Gene Ontology annotation, cellular component: plasma membrane. Gene Ontology annotation, biological process: choline metabolic process; acetylcholine catabolic process. Lineage: Eukaryota; Metazoa; Arthropoda; Arachnida; Sarcoptiformes; Oppiidae. The transcript has 4 exons. Gene Ontology annotation, molecular function: acetylcholinesterase activity. The record is from RefSeq and is a predicted model, not a curated record.
AUGUAUAAUAAAUCUGGCGAUGUGUCGGUAACGGUAGAAAACGGUCGUAUCAAUGGUCGCACCCAACCAUACAACAACAGAAGUACAGAAGUUGAGGUCUACUUAGGCAUUCCAUACGCCGAACCACCGGUCGGUGCGCUACGAUUUCGGCGUCCGCUGCCGGCUAGGAAAUGGUUGCAACCGUUAGAUGCCUACCAAUGGCCGGCACCCUGCCAACAAGAACCGUUAGCUUUGGUGUAUAUGCAAAAUCCGAAACCCAGUGAGGACUGUCUCUAUCUUAAUGUUUUUAACGCAAAGUCGUCCUUCAAUAAUAAUAACCGUAAACGAGCGGUAAUGGUUUGGAUACAUGGAGGAGGAUUUAUUAUGGGCUCGUCCAGUGAGGACGUCUACAAUCCUAUGUUGUUGGCCACUCAAGGAGAUGUAAUUGUUGUUACUAUUAAUUAUAGAUUAGGUCUAUUAGGACUAAUAAACGUGGGUUCUGAUGAGGCACCGGGCAAUAUGUUUAUCUGGGAUCAGAUACAGGCACUGGAAUGGAUACAAAAAAAUAUCGGACAUUUUGGCGGCGAUCCCAAUAGAGUUACUGUAUUUGGCGGCAGUGCCGGCAGUAUAUCCAUUAGUGCACUAAUCCUAUCGCCGAAAAGUCGACAUUUGUUUCAAAAUGCAAUUAUGAUGUCCGGUGCCGCCACUGUCUACAAGAGCAUUGCAGAGCCAACUGAUAGUAUACGGUAUUGGCUAAGUCAGGCCAAAACACUAGGAUGUAGUAGUAGUAGUAGUGAUAAAUUAAAUCAAAGUAGAAGUAAAUUCACUAAACAACUGGUUGACUGUCUACGUCAGGUGCCGGCAGAUAAAUUGGCUGUACAUCCCAGUACACCGUUUGACAGUUCAGGCAAACUAAUACCUGUAGCAGUUAAAGAUGGACAGCUAUUAACAGCUAGCGGUUUGAAAAUGUUGGAAAAGGGUGAACACAAACAAAACUUUAGUCUAUUGAUUGGUAAUACCGGAGAUGAGGGAUCAUUACUGUUGGCACUGUUAGUCGAUCCGAAAACAUUCAACUUUUUUACACCCAAAAAGUUUACAUACAGUGAAGCCUAUGAUUAUUUGAAACAAUUUUCAUCCCGUCUUUCAGCUAAUCGUCCCAUUGAUGGUAAUAAAGUGUCUAAACUUUACUUCAAGGGUCUGUCCAAUAAAACUAGUAGCGAUCAGCUGAUCCGUACUAUUGGUCAGGCGUUUGGCGACUACGUUAUGACGUGUCCGACAACUAGAUUCGGCAAAUUGUUGACCAAAAACAACAACACCGAUGUAAAUGUCUAUCAAUACUAUUAUAAUACCAAAAUAGUUGAUCCAACAAAAGCUGGUCUACUGACUAAAUGGUUGGGCUCGUUGUGUACCAAAUGGAUGGGUGCCUGUCAUUCAACUGAUGUCCUCCCAGUGUUUGGACAACCCUUUCUUAUGGCAAAAAAAUACGCGGAUCGCGAACGGGAAAUAUCCGCAGAAAUGAUGCAAAUAUUUACUAAUUUUGCUAAAACCGGAAAACCGGGUUUUAUGGAUAACCAGAAUUGGCCUAAAUUUUAUACCUCAUUGGACAGUAGUGUCAUCGCACCGUACUAUGAGUUUAGUAAUAAACCCAAACGUUUGACUAACUAUAAUAAAAAUUUAAAAAAUAACUAUUGUAAUAGUCUAUGGAAUCGAUAUAAUAAUUAA